GCGCCUGGCGGCGGGUGGGUCACGGGUUCGAGCCCCGGUGCCGGUAGCGGUGAGGCGGCCAUGGUGCGUCGGGCUGUGUUGUUUGACCUUGGCGGUGUGCUCUUCGGGCCCGGCCUGCAGCACUUUCUGGGCUCCUGCGAGCGGGACUGCGCUCUGCCCAGGAAUUUCUUACGAAAAGUCAUGUUUGCCGGCAACUCCGACAGUCCUUACACCAAAGUGAUGAGGGGACAGAUCACCCUGUCCCAGCUUUUUUCGGAGAUGGAAGAGGGCUGCAGGCAGCACGCCUCCGCCUCGGGCAUCACCCUGCCGCCCACCUUCUCCGUCGCUCGAGCCUUCGAGGAGAUGGGGGCCAAGGGGACGGUCAACGCCCCCCUCCUGCGGGCAGCGAGGGUGCUGCGGAGGAACGGAUUUAAGACCUGCGUCCUCACCAACAACUGGGUGGACGACAGCGCUGGGCGGCUCUUCACGGCCGUGCUGAUGAACCUCCUGCGCCGUCACUUCGACCUGAUGAUCGAGUCCUGCCGGCUCGGGGUGCAGAAGCCGGAUCCCCAGAUCUACACCUACGCCCUGGAUGCGCUGCAGGCGAAGCCGCACGAGGUCAUCCUCCUGGACGACGUCGGGGAGAACUUGAAGCCGGCUCGGGAGAUGGGCAUGGCCACCGUCCUCGUCGGGGACACCGAAACCGCCCUCAAAGAGCUGGAGGAGCUCUCGGGCAUCCAGCUUCUCACCCAAGAAGAGCCGCUGCCCACUGCGUGUGAUCCGUCCGACGUGACCCACGGAUACGUCCCCAUCCGGCCCGGUGUCCAGCUGCAUUUUGUGGAAAUGGGGCACGGCCCCGUCGUCUGCCUCUGCCACGGCUUCCCCGAGUCCUGGCUCUCCUGGCGCUACCAGAUCCCAGCUUUGGCUGAUGCUGGCUUCAGGGUGAUCGCUCUGGAGAUGAAGGGCUACGGGGAGUCCACGGCUCCGCCGGAUGUAAAAGAAUAUUCCCAGGAGCAGAUAUGCAAGGACCUGGCGGUUUUCCUGGACAAACUGGGCAUCCCGCAGAGCGUGCUGGUCGGCCACGACUGGGGCGGUGCCGUGGUCUGGAACAUGGCUCUCUUCUACCCUGAGAGGAGCCGUGGCCUCGCUGAACACCCCGUAUCGACCCGCCAACCCCGCUGUGGACAUCGUGGAGAAGAUGAAAACCUACCCCAACUUCGAUUACCAGUUCUACUUCCAGGAACCGGGCGUCGCGGAAGCGGAGCUCGAGAAGGACAUCGGCCGGACCCUGAAGGUCUUGAUCCGUUCCACGCGGCGGGAGGAUCGCCUGCCCUUUGCGCUCAACUUCCACAGGGUCCAGGAGCGAGGGGGGCUGCUGGUGGGCUUCCCAGAAAACCCACCCGCCAGCCAGCUCCUGCACGGCCCCGAGCUGCAAUACUACAUCCAGCGCUUCGAGAAAUCCGGCUUCAGCGGCCCCCUGAACUGGUACCGCAACAUGCGACCCAACUGGCGCUGGGCGCUCUCCGCCAAGGACAGGAAGAUCACGAUGCCGGCGCUGAUGGUCACGGCCGGGAAGGACGUGGUGCUGCAUCCCAGUAUGAGCAACGGCAUGGAGGAGUGGAUCCCGCGGCUGCGCCGGGAGCACAUCGAGGAGUGCGGGCACUGGACGCAGAUGGAGAGGCCGGCGGCGCUCAACAGGAUCCUGCUGGAGUGGCUGGAGGGGCUCCCCCCCGACACCCCCCUCCCCAAGAUCUCCAGGCUGUGAGCGGGGCUGGCAGGCAGAGCCCUGUCCCCUGCCUUUCCUCCUCCCUGGGGUGCUUUUUGCCUUUAGGGUUGGAUUUAUAUUUAUCUUUAGGCUUGGAUUUUUGCCUUUAGGGCUUGAUUUUUUUUUUAAUUUUUUUUUAAUAGGGGUUGAUGGGUGUGGAAGUGAUGGGGGAGGCGGGCGUGGGUGGAGGGUGACACAAAGCGUCACCCCGGCUUUGUGCACCUAACGGGGGUCCCAGGGAGGGGUGCUGGGGGAUGGUUUGGGGCUGCACCCG
Molecule: messenger RNA, 2018 nt
Organism: Tyto alba (common barn owl)
Lineage: Eukaryota; Metazoa; Chordata; Aves; Strigiformes; Tytonidae
Gene: EPHX2
Product: epoxide hydrolase 2
Exons: 19
Coding region: 61-1854 (597 amino acids)
Biological process (GO): phospholipid dephosphorylation; cholesterol homeostasis
Cellular component (GO): peroxisome
Molecular function (GO): magnesium ion binding; lipid phosphatase activity
Source: RefSeq, a predicted model, not a curated record